AUGUCAAAUGAUAUCAGACCAGCUCAGUCUGCAACGCAAUUUGAAGCAAUAAUAACGUCAUCUUCGGAAACAGAAAUAGAAUCCAAAUCCGAAAUAAAUAAAGUAGCGAAAAAUGAUGCAACUGAUAUAAAUCCACCCAAGACAUCAAAUAUCACUAUUAAUAAAUCAGUACACGUAGAUAAGUUGGGAAGUAACUCAGCAUAUUUAACCCCAGAUCUUGUAAACUUACACCAACCAUCAUUUGGGAAUGAUGGUUUUUUACAGGAUGUAUCACCAGGUAUUUUCAGUAUGAGAACAGUCUCGACAUCGGCUUUGAAUGAUGGACUAUAUUGGGAUAGCAGUAACAAUGAAAAUAUUGGACAUAUGAAUAAAUUUACCUCCAACUUGCAAAAAGUAAAGACAGAUGCUACACCUCUUAAUAAAAUAUAUGAUAUAACCGAAGGAACGACGUUAGCGAUGGAAAGUCAAAUUGUACAUGGUUCUGAGGAUAGUCGGUUAUCCACAUAUAACAACCAAUUGACAAAGAUGGAUAUAAAUAAAGUAUCACCAUUAUUCAAAACACCUAUGGCGCCUCAGAUAGAUGAAGCAGCACAGAUGCUCAGAUCCGAGAUAUACCAAAUACCAAAUUUUGUUGGAAGAAAACCUCUUCCUGUCACCAGGAAUAUAUCUCCUAUGAAUAGUACUAUUCAUAAAGAAAACCCAGAGGAAACAUCUAGUCCAUUUUCACAGGAAUUUCCUGCCAGUAGUUCGCCUAUAAAAUUAUGUGCAUAUAAAAAACAUCCAACCGAUUCUGGGAACGUUUAUAUGGAUAACCCAUUUAUGCUAUCGGGAGGUAUGUCUCCAAUAAAGAUAAGAGAUCAUACCAAUGAUUACUCUAACAUAAACAGAUGGGCUACUGAAUCUGAAGCUUCUUUUGGUGGUUCAGAUAUCGAAAAGGAUAGAGCUGAGUCACCUCACCCUGAUAUCCCUAACAGCAUGGAAAAAGAAAUGCCUUUCCAACAUGCGUAUCAUGAUUCGUCGAUUUCUCUUAAUCUAAGAGCACCUAAAUUUACUGAAGUUUUCAGUAUUUGGAAAAUUAUUGUGGUACUCUUAACAUGUAUUAUAAUGCCACCAUUCUUUUAUAUAAUAUAUUAUGCAGAUCGUGGUGGUAUAUCCAGUCGUAUGAUUUACAAAUUGAUUCUAAAUAAAGAGUACCUUCGAGACCCACUAAACAAUUUCUAUUGGGACGUGGAUAUAACGUGGUUUAAAAAACUGUGUUUCUGGCUAGGACUACUGGAACUCCUCAUAAUAUCAGCCUGUAUCUGUAUCGGAUUUGGAGUAGGUUUAACUAGAGAUUAA
Maudiozyma saulgeensis is the source of this 1338-nucleotide messenger RNA. Lineage: Eukaryota; Fungi; Ascomycota; Saccharomycetes; Saccharomycetales; Saccharomycetaceae. The record is from the annotation of a GenBank genome assembly.